GGAUAGAGUGACGUAAGGUGAAGGUAACAAACACCAUGUAGUAUUUAAGCAUAUAUCAGUGGCAACCAUGAUCCUUAGUCUGGGGAAGAUUGUCGAUGAAAUUACCACUGGACACUGCACAGAAAUUGAUAUUUGGGACAAAUUGGUGCAUUAUUUCACUGAAUAUUGGGAUGGAGAUGAUGACAUAUUUCAGCAGGUUUUAAACUUGUCUAGGCGACAGUUAGGUGAACAAACUCAAACCAUCGCUGACACUGCUGCAUUCUUUAAAGCUUUGGAAAACAACUUCAGUGACAAGAAUGAUCUGUUGGAAUUCUUAAUAAAUCUCACUGGAUACUUAAACUACCAUACAGAGUUAGGAUCCGUUAAUGUAAAUAAACACUUGAAAGAUUGCCGAGAGAACAUAAGACGGUUUAAGCGAGAAUGUAUAAGGAGAGGAAUUUUCAGAGACAACAAUUUUGUUGGCAGAGAAGAUCAAAUAGCUAAGAUUAAAAAUGAAAUCGAGAAAGGACACACUAAAGGGAUUCUUGUUUGUGGUUUGGGAGGAAUGGGAAAAACCUGUCUGGUCAAUACAGUUUGCUAUGAACUACGAAGUGAAAAAUGGAAAACAAUUAAAUUUGAAUUAAGGGAACAAAGAAGCUUUAGACAUUUCCUCCGUACAACUAUAAACAAAUUCAGAGAGUUACGGUGGUAUAGUUUAGGCAAAGUUUCACACAUAGUCAAUGAGGAAGAAAAUGAGGUUAAGGAUGAGAUUCUUGUUGAAGAAAGUAUCCUACAACAGACACUUUUAGAUUAUUUCCAAAAACAGCUGGGAAAUGAAGACACUGUUAGCAAAAAACAAAUAUUAAUGUUUGAUAACAUUGAUGAUGUCACUACGAAUCCCGAAGAGAAGACAAAGCUUUUAGCAUUUUUCAAAUCUCUACUCGAGAUGAUGCAAAAAAGAAAAACAUGUAUGAUUAGAAUUAUCAUUACUUCCCGGGAUAAUUUUCUGUUGACAACUGGACAUGAUAUGGUACAUUGUCUGGUCAAAGUUGAAGUAAACAGUUUGAACAGAGAAAGUGCAAAUCACCUAGUGAGAAAAUGCACAAAACAGAUCAGUCUUAAACAAACGCAUGUUAACUUCAUUGUUCGAGUCUGUGGAGCAUGUCCUUUGGCUCUUCGAGUUAUAUGUGAUGCGAUUAAUAAUGCUUCUAACAUUGACCAUUUGAUAACAUUUCUGGAAAGAAGAACAGAAUCAAUUUCAACAUCUGUUUUAAGUAUGACCGAUUGUUUGAAUCAACCAUUUAAAAAUCUUGGUGACCACAAGUUUACACUCUGUAAGCUAUCAUUGUUCGGUACGUCCAAAUUUAGCCUUAGAUCAGCCGCUAUCAUUGACCAAAAUGAACCGGGCAAAGAUAAAAGGAAUGAAUCUGAAAGUUUAGUUGAUUUGAAGAUUACUCUUCUUCUUUUUAAAAGUCGACAUCUUAUUGAAAUUGAAAAUGAAGUGGUGGACGAAAGUUGUACAGAAGAGCUGAAAAAUGAGUCCGAAGUCUAUAUGGCUGACCAAGAAAUAUUUUCACUUCAUCCGUUGGUACACAAGUUUUUACAAGAAAAAGAGCGCGAGGCUGAUAUAGCACUGGCAUUAGAAAAAGCGAAAUUAAAUUACUUCAUUCUUUUUGAUGAGCUUGUUUUAAAAAUAGGUCAAGAAUAUGAUAUAAAUGUAUUGACUGCAAGAGAAAAAUCUGAAAAGUUGACAGUACACAUUGCGAAAUAUAUACAGUUAAUGGAAAGUUAUAAGAAUGUGUCGAAUCUUCCAAUCAUGCAAGAUUUGACAUCAACUGAGGAUACAAAACACAGAAAUAAUGUUGCUCUGAUGAUCCUUAAACCAGAGCAACACCUUUCUUUUAUUCAAAAAAUUAGCCACAAGAACUGGUCUAAUCCUGUGGUAAAGGUUUCAUGGGAGGUAGAGUACGUUACAGCUAUGAUUAGACAUGAGCAACCCUGUAUUGAUAUUGACAACACAUGCAAUGAUAUACUCAAUGCGAUCAAUGAUAUUCAAAAAGACGACUUGAGUGAUACGGAGAAAUCGCAACUACUUAUUUUGCAUGGUAGGAUGCUUUACAAUUGUGGUCGUCUUAAAAUGGACAUUGAUUCAAAAGAGUCGGAGAUGUAUUUUUAUAAAGCGGAAAAAGUUUUUAAAUGUAAUGAGUUACGACACAAGCAAGAGCGGAAGAAAUAUCUGGCAGAUAUUUAUAACUGCUUAGGAUGUAUCUUUUAUCGACUGGAAGAAACUGCAAAGGCUAUACAUUUCCAUCAGAAGGCUCUCGACAGUCAACAUAAAAGUCACAGUCAAAAUGAAAACACCCUAACAUUCCUUGCCAAUAUUGGAGCCUGCCAUUUUCGACUAGGAAAAGAACAUUGGCGAGAUAAAGAAAAAGAAAAAUGUAAAAGGGAGAUGGAGAAGGCACUUCAGUUUUAUAAUGAUAGUAUGACAUUAGCUGAAGAUUUGAAAAUGGACCGAACUGAUAUUUACUUGAAGAAAUUGAAAAACAGGGGUGAUGUUCUGACUAUGCUUGGUCGAUAUAAAGAGGCAAAGAAAGACUAUCAAGAGGGGCUGGACAAAGUCAUGACAUUGUAUGUUUCACCAAGUCGCCAGGAAAUUCUUUUUCUUCAUGCUCAGGGACAAUUGAUACUAAAGAUGAUUGCUGGUAAAAAAAGAGGUACUUUUUCGAGUGACUUAAUAGACAAAGAAAGAAAUCAGGAGGAUAUGUACAGCCUUACGGCCGAUGGUGUAGAAAUCUAUGAAAAAUUAAAGAGCAUGCUACAAAUUAACAUUUUCCCUGGUGAUCACGAGUCAUUUGGCCAAAUAAAGGAGAAUCAUUUAUAUUUCUUGAAACAGCAACAUGAUACUACAGAUGACACAGAGAAAUUUUACUCGGCCUACAAAACAAGAGGUCAAGAUGACGAUACAGAUUCGUCAUGUUCGACAAAAAACAGCAGCGCAGAUUCGGGUGAGGGCAGUGGAGAUGAAACUGACCUUGAACUCAAUCCACACACUCGGAGUUCACCCUGUCUUUCUGAAAAAGAAGAGGAAGGAGCAAGCAGUGAAACUAUUGUUCACGCAAAUACAAUCGACCAAACUAGUUGGAUGAUGGAAAAGAAACAACAAUUCAAAUUGCCUUUACCUGCAAAAACAAGUAUUGAUGGAAUAUAUCCACAGAAAAGAACAAACCGUCGCGAAUCAAGUUCGAGUUCAGGUGUCUCAAGUAUGGGCGGUUUUACACCAGAUGUAGAAAAGACUAGUUUUGGACACUUCCGAGAUUCUCUUCAAUCUAGUCACGAGAGUUCAUUCGAAGAUGAUUUAUUUCCAAAAACAAAGACAGAGAGCAGUGAUAGGAGAGAAGCAAAAUCAGAUCCUAGAUGGGUUGGACGGAGAUCUACAUUAUUGUCAUUCGGCUCGGGCUCGUUGGAAGAAGGCACAGUGGGUGAUGAAGAAGUUGUACACAAAGAAAAGAAACGGAAAAUAGAAACAACAGCACUUUGUAAUUCAGCAUCUUUGGAUGAAACCCAAUCCCAUGAAAAAAGUGUGAAGAAGCAUAAAUCAGAAGAUUGGAUGAUAAAAGAAAAAUUGUCUCCAUUUUUUGUAGAAAAAAUGAGAGACAGCAGUUCCCAGACAGAUUCAAGAAAUAUAGAUAACAUAGUUGACGAAUUAGAAGAUUUGAUUCACUCUGUUCAGCCAAGAAUGAGAUCUCUAAUUAAAGAUAUAGACUCAAGAAAAGCACGAUUAAUUGAUGACAUAAACGGAAGACCAACUAUUGAGUACACAGACGAAGGUUACUCUGACGAUACUGGUUAAUUAAAUCAGGUGUUGUAAGAUAGAAAUGGAAGACCAUCGUUUAUAGACGGAAUUGUGAUCUGUAUUUAACAUGUCGAGAUUAUUUAAACUGAUUGUAUUUUUUACUACUAUUUAUUAUUUACUAGAGAAUUUUUUAAAUCUAUCAUUCCUCAGAAUGGUUAAUAUUUUUAUAGAUAUUACAGCUCCAAUUCAAACUAUAUUGAUAACGAACUAUUUACUAGAGAAUUUUUGAAAUUUAUCAUUCCUCAGAAUGGUUAAUGUUUUUAUAGAUAUUACAGCUUCAAUUCAAACUAUAUUGAUAACGGACUUUCCGUUUUGAAUUUGAAUUCAGUAUUUUUGCUUUUUUACUUUUUACCAGACAUGUAAAGAAAUUAAAAGAUGACGAUUAUUGUUUUCUUAGUCUUAAGAGUGUUUUACCAUUAAUUAUGCAAUAAUGUCAGUUUUAACGUUAAAUAUCAGUGAAUUCUUUAAAGCGUAUGAUAAGCUUCUUAACAAACUACUGUACUGAGUUCAUUUUUACCCUGUAGAUAUUUCCAAAAUGUUAAGAAUCAGACCUACAAUUACAUUGAACUGCAUAUUAUCUCUGUAUAGCUAUAAGUUGAGACACUGUAUGCAUAUAUUUACAGACUUAACAAAAAUCGGUGUUCGAAAAAUACGUUUUUUUUUUCUAGCAGAUGUUUUAAUAUGACAUGCAUACAUUCCAAAAAUUGUGUGUGAAAUUUUUAAACCGAAGAUGCAAUUGAUUAUAAUUUUUAUAUAUAUUUACAUCAUCAAAGAUAUUUCGAAUGUUUUAUAUCUUAGACAUGAUCUCCGCAAAACAAUUUUUACAAACUAUUUUUAUCCACCUCGUUUAUUUUUGAAUAUCAUUUUUUAAUCUCCACAAAAACUGUGUACACAUGUUCAUAUUUAUAUAUUUUAAGUCUUGUUAAAGAGAAUGUCACAAGGACUCAUUUCUCAUAUAUUCUAAUAUAAUGACAAUAUUUUAUUACAAGUAAAUGUAGAAGGACAAACAAUUAUAUAGUAUGACAUCCUUUAAGCGCGAUCGUUAAUGUUUUGUAGACCGUUAGUGAUUUUUAUUCAGAAAUUGUGACCCUCCAAAUAAAGGCAACAGUAGUAUACCGCUGUUACACAGUCAUAAAUCCAUUGAGAAAAAACAAAUUAGGAUAACACAAACUAAAACCGAGGCAAACGCAUAAACGAUAAGAGGAAAAUAACCCCACAACAGAAACACUGAAUGCCAACAAAAACAAACGUCAUUGCUAAGAUUUGAUACGGUGUUUCAGCUGUCACUUUAUGAACAAAAUUUAUAUUACUCUAUAUGUCUAUGCAAACUUUAGUAUAACAAUGUAGAUAAUCAUUAAACAAAAUCAACAUAAGAAUAAUAAAGUCAAAAAUGACAGACCAACCACAUUCUCGCUCUUUAAUAUAUGAUGAAACAAUCUGUCGUAAAAAUUAUACUUUUUACAUGUGAAAAAGUUACCGGUUAUAUAUAUAAUGACGCAUUUAUAAAAUCUUAUCUGUUAUUAAAGACUUUCAGAUAUCUUUUAGUAAUUUUUGUUAUUGUCUACUUACGCAUAACCCACAUGUUUAUUUUCAUAAUACCGGCAGACAAACCAAUUUUACAUUAAUUCAAAAAACUGUCACAACCAUAGACUUAAUUUCAUGUUAAUCAAGUGCAUUAAAAAUAAACGCUCAUUCUGUGUAGUUGCCUGGUACAUGAUUUUCAGUGACCGUCACUUAGAUAACAAUGUGAAUGGUUUGGAAAAUUAAAUCCUAAAUUUGGCAUUGAUUUUUAAAAUAUUUUAUGGAAUUUCAAGUCAUUCCAACAUCUUUUUGUCAGCUUUUGCACGUUUGUGGAAAGUUUUUUAAACAAAUUUAUUUACCCUGAAUGAAAAUGUUAUCUAUUUAUGCAGAUUAUUCUCUACCCGAAACCAAAGCUGCCUUUUAUCAUCCUUGUCAUUUCUGUAAUGACUGAAAGUUAAUUUUUCCGGCCAAUUACGUUGCUAUUGUUUGCUAUUAUUCUCUUAUUGUUUGAUUCUAUGAUUCUAGUAAAAACAUACGUUCUUUCGAAUCUUUCUCCAUAGGAGCUUAUAACGGUUAAAAGGUACAUUAGCAAUUGGAAAACGUUUUACUAGUUGAUUUUAUGACCACAUUUACAAUUUAUUCCUUUUUUCUCAUUUCAAUCAUUCUUCAGUCUGAACAAAUAGUAACAUGUUUUUUCUAUAAUUUUUAAAAUAUAUUGCGUUCUACAAAUGUUUUUAUGUAUAACAAUUUAUAUUAAAUUUAAAUGAUGCUAUCUACUUAUAAUGAAAAGAUCUCAGAAUAAUAUUAUAAGACACAUGUACUAUGAUGUAAUUAAUCCUCUAUUGUCAUUGUCACGCACGUAAUGUUUUUUGUGUUUUUGGUAUUGAAUUAAUAUUUUCCCAUUCAUGUUUAAUAAGAUUAGAAUUGUAUAUCUUAAAAAUAUCCUUAAAAGCAGUAAGUAGCAGUUGGAUUUAUUUUUAACUUGUGAAUUUUAUUCCGCCGUUUUUUUUAAUAAAAAUUAUAAAUAAUAUAUGGAAACUUAUUAAGAGUUGUAAACAAAUUAUUGAUUAGCAUCAAUACAAAAAAUAAAUAUGUAAAUUGGUGGCAAAAAAUGCUGUGAUCGCCAUCACUGUUACAUUUGAUUCUAUUAAGAACGAAUAUUUAUUUAGUAAGAAAUGACAGACGCAUAUAAUAAAAAAACAGUAUCUGUUGAAUAUCAUGCAUUUCAUUUAAAAAUAGACAUUAUUUGUCAUUUGAUAAAGUGUGCAAUGAGUGUAUUCAUUUUCAAAUUUUGGAUGUUCUACAGGUAUUUAACCAAAGAAAUCUUUACAUAAGAUUAUUUUCAUCAUACAUUUAAUACACAUACUACCUGAUUCAGAUCGCAUAGACAGACAGUGCAUAACCUCAUAUACAGGGUGCAUAAUGAUGGUUUUGUUGGAUUUUUCUCAUAAUAUGGUUUUGUUGAUUUAUAUUACUAAAACAUAAUGCUGUGACAUUUUCAUGUUGCUUGUUAUAACAUUUGUCUGAAUGAAAUAUUUGACAAGUCAAUAACACUUUGAUUAAAUAUUAAUUUGUAUUUUCUUUAAGAUUUAAUUUGCUUCUUUUUACAUUUUGAUCUCAAUUUUAGUUCCAUUUGUUUUAUUCAAUUUUAUAAAUGUUAACCACAAACUUAAUUUCAGUUCAAUGACAAAGUAUGUCUCAGGUCAAUAUUUACAUGUAAACUAAAAUCAGCAUCAAGACAUAAGAUUAUUAACAUUUAAUUACAUUUAUAACAUAAUAUUUUUUUUACCCUUUAUCUUAUUCAUAACAAUUUGCAAUCGAGAAUAAGAGGCAGCUAAUAUCAAUAUGGGACUAAUAUUUGUUUUGUAAACAAUUCUUUACUAGUUUUUAUAGGACUGUACUGUAUAAUUAAAAUGUGUAUGGAAAAUGAAUAUAAAAGGAUGAAGUGCAUUAAUAAUGUUAUUGUUAAGAAUACCUUAAUAAAAGUAUUUUGCCUUUUAA
Molecule: messenger RNA, 7357 nt
Organism: Mytilus trossulus (common blue mussel)
Lineage: Eukaryota; Metazoa; Mollusca; Bivalvia; Mytilida; Mytilidae
Exons: 13
Coding region: 68-3832 (1254 amino acids)
Molecular function (GO): protein binding
Source: RefSeq, a predicted model, not a curated record